This is a messenger RNA of Cylicocyclus nassatus, 347 nucleotides long. NCBI's taxonomy places the organism in Eukaryota, Metazoa, Nematoda, Chromadorea, Rhabditida, Strongylidae. The record is from the annotation of a GenBank genome assembly.
AUGUCCUACAAUCCCUACCAGAAUGCACCGGGUUAUCCGCAAAUGCCUACCCAGAUAGUGCCGGUAGGUCAACCAGCGAUUGUAGCCCCUCCACCAGUAAUGAUGCCACCUCAAGUCAUUAUGGCGCCUCCACCGCCAGUUAUGUUGUAUCCCCCUCCAAUGAUGUAUCCUAAUGUAGUUGUCUACGAGGAGUACCCUCACCAUCAUCAUCACCAUCAUCGUCAUCACUGUUGGUAAAGCCUUGGAAUGGUAUUUCCACUUCCGUGUCCACCAAUGCUCUCAACAAUGAAGUAUACCUCUACCUUUUUGAAAUGUAUUUAUGCUCUGAAAUAAACAUGCAAAGCUCG